Molecule: messenger RNA, 1695 nt
Organism: Vicia faba (fava bean)
Lineage: Eukaryota; Viridiplantae; Streptophyta; Magnoliopsida; Fabales; Fabaceae
Source: the annotation of a GenBank genome assembly
AUGGCUUUCAUAGUCUCACCAACUAUAAUGAGAAACUCCAUUUCAUUGCAAACUAGAGUUGUUUGUGAUAUGCCUGAUAACUCUUAUAAGGAUAAGUUUUUAUUUAGAAACAAGGGCAUUUAUAAGGGCACACGCAACCUUCAAGAUCAUUUGGCCGUCGCAAAUGUUGCGAGCCCGUCGCGUGUGAUUGCUCCGCCUCCACCGCCGGAGAAACUUCCGGGGGACACCGGUGGCCAACACCAUGUUGCAUGGACUAGUGUCCCUCAAGAAAGAUGGGAAGGAGAACUUCUUGUUCAAGGACAUAUUCCACUUUGGCUGAAAGGAACGUACAUAAGGAAUGGUCCAGGCAUGUGGAACAUAGGAGACUACAAUUUCAGGCAUCUCUUUGAUGGCUAUGCCACCUUGGUUGGACUUCACUUUGAGAAUGGGCAGUUAACCGCCGGUCACCGACAAAUCGAAUCUCAAGCUUAUCAAGCAGCAAAGAAAAAUCAGAAGAUAUGUUAUCGUGAAUUUUCUGAAGUGCCUAAGGCUGAAAAUUUCUUAGCUUACGUAGGGGAGUUAGCGAGUCUUUUCUCGGGUUCCUCGCUUACCGAUAAUGCCAACACUGGUGUGGUGAAGCUCGCCGAUGGGAGGGUUGUUUGUCUGACAGAGACACAAAAAGGGUCUAUAGUGAUAGAUCCUGAGACGCUGGAGACAAUUGGAAAAUUUGAGUAUAGUGAUUCUUUGGGAGGACUUAUUCAUUCUGCACAUCCCAUUGUGACGGAUAAGGAGUUUUUAACGUUAAUCCCUGACCUUGUGAAACCAGGAUACUUGGUGGUGAGGAUGGAACCUGGCUCUAAUGAGAGGAAAGUUAUUGGGCGAGUCGAUUGUCGAGGCGGAUCAUCGCCCGGUUGGGUUCAUUCCUUCCCUGUUACUGAACACUAUGUUAUUGUGCCUGAAAUGCCAUUGAGGUAUUGUGCUCAGAAUUUGCUCAGGGCUGAACCAACUCCUUUAUACAAAUUUCAGUGGCAUCCUGAGUCAAAAGCUUUUAUGCAUGUAAUGUGCAAGACUAGUGGAAAGAUUGUGGCAAGUGUGGAAGUGCCUCUAUUUGUUACUUUCCAUUUCAUAAAUGCAUAUGAAGAGAAAGAUGAAGAUGGGAGGGUGACUGCUUUCAUUGCUGACUGCUGUGAGCACAAUUCAAACCCCGGCAUUCUUGACAAACUUAGAUUACAAAACCUUCGCUCAUUUAAUGGCAACGAUGUUCUACCAGAUGCUAGGGUUGGUAGGUUUAGAAUACCACUAGAUGGAAGUCCAUAUGGAACAUUAGAAGCAGCAUUAGACCCAAAUGAACAUGGGAGAGGCAUGGAUAUGUGCAGCAUAAACCCUAAUUAUUUAGGGAUGAAAUACAGAUAUACAUAUGCUUGUGGAGCACAACGCCCUUGUAACUUCCCCAACACCCUCACCAAGAUUGAUCUAGAAUCGAAAAGGGCUAAGAACUGGUAUGAAGAAGGAGCUGUGCCCUCGGAACCAUUCUUUGUGCCUCGACCAGGUGCAACCGAAGAAGAUGAUGGUGUGGUAAUCUCCAUAAUCAGUGAGAAAAAUGGAGAAGGAUAUGCCUUGGUGUUAGAUGGUUCCACUUUUGAAGAGGUUGCUAGGGCUAAGUUCCCUUAUGGUCUUCCAUAUGGGCUGCAUGGAUGCUGGGUUCCAAAACAAUAA